This is a messenger RNA of Populus trichocarpa (black cottonwood), 1945 nucleotides long. RefSeq names its product U-box domain-containing protein 7. The record is from RefSeq and is a predicted model, not a curated record. The coding region runs from base 414 to 1715 and encodes 433 amino acids. The transcript is spliced from 2 exons. Lineage: Eukaryota; Viridiplantae; Streptophyta; Magnoliopsida; Malpighiales; Salicaceae.
CCUCAAGGAAGCUUCGCCAAGAUGGGUUAGGUGACAAAAUCACAAUCCACCAAAUACCCCGAUUCUGUAUCCUACUACUAAUGGUGUUAAAUACAUACGUAUCGCUAAUCAAUCCCUCCCUCGUCAGAUGGCAUGUAUUAGUAAUUUAUGGGUAUGCAAGCUAGCGAUCUUGAUAUCGUGCCUUAUGGUUUGAGAGUUAAAGAGACAACACUGUUCCCUCUGCAUGUGCUCUCUGCUCCUCCUGUAAUUUUCCCUUCCAGAUUCUCUCUCAUCUUCCCUCUUAUCAGACAGUUCUGCCCCAUAUAUAUAUACUCUCCCUUUCACUCUCUCAAAGGUCAAGUCUCGUAGAUGGUUUUAUAGAAAAAGAAGAGUUGCAAAACAAACGCAAAAACAAGAUCUUGAUUAUUUCCUUCAUGUCUCAAACGCUAGGACCAAACAUGCCUGAAACAACUCCUUCCCCCUCUAUCUGGGCACUUUCUCACAUGAAACUCCGAUUCUUUGCUCGUGUCAGGCGGUUCUUGCAAACCAAAACGAUACAGAGGAAUAUUAAAUCAAGAAAUAAAGCUAUGGUCAGUAAAGAAGAGCAAGUAACCACUGCGGAUAAACGAAGUGGUGAUGAUGAUGAUGAUGAUUCUGUGGUGCUACAAAGAUCAGUGAAGAGACUUCACUUUGGAGGCUUGGAAGAGAAGGAGAUGGCAGCUAUUGAGAUUGAAAGAUUAGCUAGAGAAGAUGUUAAGAUGAGAAAGAUGAUGGCUGAGCUUGGUGUUAUUCCUGCCUUGGUGGGGAUGGUGGCUUCGGAACUAGCUGGCCGUCGGAGAGUGGCUAUUAAGGCCUUGAUUGAGCUUGCUAAUGGAACUUACACGAACAAGGCUCUCAUGGUAGAAGCAGGGAUUUUCUCAAAACUACCAGUUAACAUAGAUGUUUUAGAAGAACCAACAAGACAUGAAUUUGCAGAAUUGAUCCUGUCAUUAUCUUCCCUGGCAAAUCAUACCCAAUUUCCUCUUGCUUCAUCAGAAGUUUUGCCGUUUCUGAUUGGAAUUCUCGAGUCAGGCUCAAGCUGUGAAACCAAGGAGUCGUGUUUGGGUACUCUAUACAACCUGUCGGCUGUGUUGGAUAAUACAGGAGCUUUGCUCUCUAAUGGGGUAGUUCAAACUCUCUUGAGGUUAAUAUCAGUAAAAGCACUCUCCGAGAAAGCCCUUGCAACACUAGGGCAUUUAGUGGUGACCUUAAUGGGGAAGAAAGCAAUGGAAAAUAGUUCACUUGUGCCAGAGAGCUUGAUAGAGAUAAUGACAUGGGAGGAUAAACCAAAAUGUCAGGAAUUAUCAGCUUAUAUUUUGAUGAUUCUAGCUCAUCAAAGCUCAGCUCAACGCGAAAAAAUGGCUAAAUCUGGCAUUGUCCCUGCACUUCUUGAAUUGGCGUUACUGGGGAGUCCUCUAGCUCAAAAGAGAGCACUAAAACUAUUGCAAUGGUUCAAAGAUGAGAGGCAAACAAGGAUGGGGCCACAUUCUGGGCCUCAAACAGCAAGGAUCGCAAUAGGGUCACCUGUAAAUCAUAGGGAAGCUCAAGAAGGAAAGAAAUUGAUGAAGGAUUUGGUGAAGCAAAGUUUACAUAAGAAUAUGGAGUUGAUAACUCGGCGAGCCAAUGCUACUUCAGGGCACUCUUCCAUGCUCAAGUCCUUGGUUAUCAGCACAAGUUCUAAAAGCCUGCCCUGCUAAAGAUUUUACAGGCCCUUUAGCAAUUUCCAGGCGGCUCUUAAGAUCCCAGUUCUCAUUUUUGUUGAUUAUUGAAAACAGAUCAAGGGAUUGUGACCCUUAAUUACCACAUAAAUGCUUUUGUGUGCAGUGUAGCUGAUGAUAAUUGUACAUGGCGGAACUAAAAAAAACUGCAGUCUCCAGAUGGGGUCUCAUUCCCAUUCUUUCCAAGAAUAUCAAUUUCAAUUCUUGCA